UUGACAUGCAAUCUCACGAUUUGCUGGUAAUACAUUCGGACGAGCAGCCACUGGCUUCAUACAUGUAAAUAUGGACACCUGCUAAGAUCCACGUUCAAGUCCCCGCAGCAUAGACGCAGCAUGGAGGUGCACUGUGGUGGACUUUUCUUUACCUCCAAGUUCGACUCCGGAAAUCUCAGGAGAGUCGAACAAGUGGAUCGGAGUCUGACUAGCGCGCAGAAUGAUGACAAUGAGCCUGACUAUGAGUUCAAUGUGUGGACCAGACCGGACUGUGCAGGCACAGCGUACGAGAACGGAAACAGGUCCUGGUUUUACUACAGCGUGCGGGGCUGGUCCCCCGGCAGCCUCAUUAAGUUCAACGUGAUGAAUCUGAAUCGACAGAUGCGGCUCUACAAUCACGGCAUGACUCCGCUGAUGAUGGACGGCAGCUGUGUGCUGACGUUCACCUAUCGCUUCCCCGAGAGCAAGAGUGCGACCACCUACUUCACCUUCUGCUACCCGCACUCGUACGAGGAGUGCCAGAGCAUGCUCGCGUCUCUCGACAAGCGAUUCCAGUACUGCAAGCAGCUCACGCCCGACAGUUCGCCGCGGACGAUAUACUACCACCGCGAGCUGGUCACGACGUCGAUCGAGGGGCUCAACGUUGACCUUCUGACCAUCACGUCGUGCAAGGGCAUGACCGAUACCAGGGAGCCGUAUCUGCACAAGCUGUUCCCUGACCGGUCGCAGCCGCGGCCGCACGUGUUCAAGGGCAAGCGGCGGGGGGAGGGGAAGGGGAGGGACGAAGAGAAGGGCGGCCGGGGGAAGACGAAGGAGAGCGCGGCGCAGGACGCCGCGGGGGGCCGGAGGAACGGCGGCAAAGCGGGGAAGCUUGGCAGGGAGGCGCAGGAGCGGAGGAAGUCGCACCCGGGCAAGGAGGAGACCACGAGGUUGCAGCGCCUGCCCGUGAUCGAGCGCGUCGACAGCGGUGGCGCCCCCGUCGUGCUCACCAGCAGCCACGCCGCGACGGGCGACGGCGUUUUCGAGACGGACAGCAGCAGCAACGGCAGCAUUGCCGCGGCAACCGACGUCGGCACGGCAACCGACGUCGACGAUAUCGCCGCGACGGGCGACAUCGCCAGCUACACCUGGAGGGAUGCGCGGGCGCGUGACGGUGGCGCCUUCUUUCCGGCGAUCCGCGCGAGGAAGCCCAUCGCCGCGGCAACGACGACGACGACGUGCGACAAGCGCGACCUCGCCGCGACCCCUGACCCCGCCGCGUCCCCGGGAUCCCCGGCGCGCGAGUACAGCUCUCCGCCGAAGAAGUUCUGCGUGCAGGCGGCUGCGGCGCCCCCGCAUGACGUCGCCGCGGUGACGAUCCCUGACCUCGUCGACCGCAUGGGGAGCGUCUCACUGGAGGACCGGCUCGGGCGUGGCCCAGGGGCGGGGUCGGCGUGGGGGCGGUGGCGGGACGUGGAGUACACGGAGGCGGAGGCGGCGGCGGUGCCGGCAGCGGAGAGCGGACUCGCCUAUUACAUCGACUUGCACGGACAUGCGUCGAAGCGCGGAUGCUUCAUCUAUGGCAACCACAUGGAGGAUGAGGAUCAGCAGAUGGCAGCACUGCUCUACACGAAGCUGCUGUCACUCAACACGCCGCACUUUGACUAUUCCGGCUGCAACUUCACUGAGCGGAACAUGUACACGAAGGACAAACGCGACGGCAUGUCCAAGUCUGGCAGCGGACGCGUCGCCACGUACAAAAUGACCGGCAUCAGCCACUGCUACACGCUGGAGUGCAACUACAACACGGGCUGCGUCGUCAACGUGCUGCCGCUCUCGCUCAACGACCGCGCGACGCCGCCGCCACCUAUAGGCCUGCCGCCGAAGUACACGCCUCACAUCUGGGGCGAGGUGGGCAAGGCCCUGGCCGUCGCCGCGCUGGACAUGCUGGAAGCGAACCCGUGGUCGCGGCUGCCACGCUCCGAGCAUCAGUCGAUGCGCGGCCUGCGCGACUGGCUGCGUCGGCAGCUGAGAGCCGCCAACGGCCUGCAGCGCUUCAGCAUGCCGCGGCAGACGCAGCGAGCCCCGCCGCCGCCGCCCUCCGGCAACAGCAACGCCAGCACGUCGUGCCUGCCCGCCACCACCGCAGCCGCCGCCGCUGCAGCCGCCAGCAGCAAGGCCGCGUUGUCGACGUGUGCGACGAGGCACGCCGUGGCUACGGCGGCGCGGAGUAGCCGGUCCGAUCUUCAGCGCCACGUCUCGACAGUGAAGCGGACGAGCGAGAAGAUGCCGGGAGGCAAGGCGGCCGUGCUCGUCAACGGUUUUCACGUGGAAGCGCUCAACGCGAGAGGCAACGCGACGCGCGUUGCCGUGCCGACGACCACCAGGGGGAGCACGACGCAUCGGGAGCAACGGGGCAGCGAGGUGGUCGCGCAGCGUCAGUCUCCCCCGUUCGCCAUCACACCGAUCGGCAUGCGCUUCUUCCGACAGAACAAGUCCUCAAAGUCGCCCGCGAGGUCACCACCAAAGCAAUUGUCAUUGGCGAGACCAAACUUCAAGCCUCAGUCUGCAGUUAUGAGACAGCUUUCUGACCCUGUCAUCAUCAAAUCAGCAAUGGCAGGAAAAGGAGAUAUGUUAAAUAUCAUAAAGUGUAAGCCAGGCCAUUCAGCCAAGUCUCCUAGUAACACAGGCAAUAAGAAGACCAAGCCUCGUAGAAAGAGUGUCACCGGCUGGAUCUACGAUUACCUAGGAGCUUGGCAAUACCGUGACUUCCAGCGACAGCUGUGCGACCGACACAGAUCGCAUUUUUACCGUACGAGUAUUUUCCUGAGACUGUUCUCACCUCACGCAUUCGUCAUGUUAGUCAGGACUCUGUCGUACAGUGGCGCUACGCCGUGGCACUUUUACACGCUUGUCCACACCCACACGCACUGUCGUCAACCUAUUCAUUGGUGCAUUCUGGCCUAGGGGGACAGCAAAAAAGAGGAAGAGAGGAAGAAGUGGAGAAUGGAGAAAGGUGGAGCGAGAAACAUAUAUAUAUAUUUUACUUUACUAGAAACUGUUGUAAGUGCAGUGUGGGAGAGUUAUUUAUUAUUUAUAGUGGCUGUUUACAACAAUCUUUUCACGUUGUGUAUAUAAAGAUAUAUAUAUAUAUAUAUAUAUAUGUAUGUAGAGAGAAAUAUAUAUAUAGACAUAUUGGUAUGUAGAUAGACAGUUAGCAUAGAUAUGUAGAGGUGUUCGUUUUACAAGUGAGCCUUUACCAUAUAUUUGUUUUCCCAUUUCAAUACUCAUGCAGCUACACCUAUUUUCAGUGCAGCUAGUGGGCCCCUAUGCUUCAUUUGCUGUCUAACACGUCUCACGAAAUAACCAAAAAAUUCAUUCUAUAUCCAUCAUUUUAAGCAAUCAUUUUGUUCGUUUUUUGACAAAUUUUGCACGAUUCAUUUUAAUAUUUGACACCUCGUUUGAGUUUUCCUGUCAGGUGUUUACAUUGAUUUACUGAAUGUGAAGAGAAUGUGCUCUUGGCUGGUAAUGAAAGAGUUGUUACGAUGAGAAAGGAAAAAACGACACAAAGUGAAUUGCUACACUGUAUACAAUAUGCACCGUUGUGAAUUGUUGACGUGUAUAUUACCAUUUACCAGUGCUGAGCUUAAGCUAAUCCUUAAUCCACAACCCAUUUUGGCUGCUGGAUUAUGCAUUAGCACGAAUUGCUAGACAUCUAUGGUCACGUUGCGUGACUAAGUGUGUUUUCUACUAUCACAAGAACUCUUCUACUCACGUUUUGCGCGAUGAUGCCGUGCCAAAAACCCUCUCUCUCAGUUCAGGUUCAUCGUUCGACCAAAGUAAUGCCGUUUAAUGUCACUCAGCUUUACAUAGGUUUGUGUAGUAACAUUGUAAUUCAUAGAGAAUCGACUGGUGUGACACCCAUUAAUGAUUUAAAAAAGAUUUAGCGCUAAAGAGGGGGAUAUAUGAUUAUUUGAUCAUUUGAAAUAGGCGCUAUAGUGUGUAUAAAUUAGCGCCUUAAAAAAAUAACGAAGAUCGGCCGUAUUGGUGUAGGUUAUAUUCUGUAAAUUGAGCUGUUAAAUAUUUAUCGUUUAUACAUGAUGCAUGAUUGCAUCCGGCUCUGUAGAAUAAUUUAUUACGUCUCUUUUUUUCAGUAACGUGAUAUUGGUAAAGUGUUUUCAUAAUUUACAACAAAAUACAGUCAUAUUCAAUAUGAAAGUUAGUGCGUAUGAGAGAGGAAGGGAUGCAGAUAGGGAGAGCGAGGUGAAUCAGAGGUAAUAAAUAAGGAAGUUAAUAUGAAAAUAAAGAGCCAAAGAAACAAAAGGGGGAGCCAAACCAAGUGAAUGAUAUUAGUGGCAUUUUAUUGUAAAGGUUACUGCAUUCGUGUUGAAAGCAAUAAAAGUAGCAUUUAAUAACUAAGAAA
Messenger RNA from Priapulus caudatus, 4402 nucleotides. RefSeq names its product cytosolic carboxypeptidase-like protein 5. The coding region runs from base 121 to 2946 and encodes 941 amino acids. NCBI's taxonomy places the organism in Eukaryota, Metazoa, Priapulida, Priapulimorpha, Priapulimorphida, Priapulidae. The record is from RefSeq and is a predicted model, not a curated record. The transcript is spliced from 15 exons.